Hordeum vulgare subsp. vulgare (domesticated barley) is the source of this 2166-nucleotide messenger RNA. RefSeq names its product protein NRT1/ PTR FAMILY 8.3-like. Gene Ontology annotation, cellular component: membrane. NCBI's taxonomy places the organism in Eukaryota, Viridiplantae, Streptophyta, Magnoliopsida, Poales, Poaceae. Gene Ontology annotation, molecular function: transmembrane transporter activity. The transcript is spliced from 5 exons. The coding region runs from base 291 to 2015 and encodes 574 amino acids. The record is from RefSeq and is a predicted model, not a curated record. Gene Ontology annotation, biological process: transmembrane transport.
AAUUUGGCAGUUCAACUCUGGAUAUUAAAAAAAAUAGUUACCAUGGUCAAAACGAGCCGUCAAAUCAUGCUUGCUGGAAUGGAUCAGAAGCUGGAGCACGUCUCCGUGACUCUGUCGCGUGGUUUCUCCGCUCGCCUCCCGGGUCAGCGCGGCGUGGAAUUCCCAGUCGUGUGGCCGUCCUCUCCUCACAAACCGCCGGACUCCGGUACCACUGUAUUUGAUACUCCCAUCGGACCGGGAGAGGAUAUUUUCGGUGGGAGGGACCAAAGCAGAUCAGCGGAGGGAAGGCCAUGGAGGACGGAGGCCUGCGCGCGAGUAUUCUGGUCAAGGAUGAUGGAACAUGCCAUGGUGAAGAAUCACAGUCUCUACUGGAAGUAUCUCAACAGCCAGAGCUUAAAUGUAGAGGUUCUGACUGGAGAUCACCUGCAAUAAUUCUUGGACUUGAAUGCUUGGAGAGCAUGGCUUUCAAUGGCAUCGCCACAAACCUAGUUGUGUAUAUCCGCUCAGUUCUCCAUGGUGGCAUUGCCUCAAGUGCUUCAAUUGUUUCUCUUUGGUAUGGGACUAGCUUCUUUGUGCCUAUACUUGGAGCAGGCAUAGCAGAUGCUUACUGGGGAAAUUACAAGACUGUCUUGAUCUCCCUUGUUAUGUACCUACUUGGCAUGGUACUCAUUACAGUUGGAUCACUUAUACCUUCUGCUCCAGCCUUAUGCAACUUCAGCUCAUGCUCAUCAUCAAAAGUAACUGAGAAUCUAAUUUUCUUCUCGGGUUUGUAUCUAUCUGCUAUUGGUUGUGGAGGAGUAAGGUCCGCAUUGCUUCCACUUGGGGCAGAUCAAUUCAACAAUGAAAACAGUCUAGAUACGCAGAAGAGGAGGAAUUUCUUCAGUUCGUUUUAUAUCUGUGUCAUCUUUGGCGUGAUUACUUCUGGCACCAUAGUAGUCUGGGUUCAGGAAAAUGUGAGCUGGGCUAUAGGAUAUGGUAUUGCUACCACGUGCAUAGCUCUGGCUUUGGUAGGCUUUGUGGCUGGAACACCAAUAUUCCGGCUGCGUGAGCCUAGCGGUUCCCCAAUGAAGAGUGUUUUCCAGGUUACUUUUGCCGCUUUUAAGAACAUGAGCUUAGAAAUCCCUGCCGACAGCUCUCUUCUUUAUGAGGCCAGGAGCAAGAACACACACAAGAGAGUGCCGAGACUAGCUCAUACUAAUGAUUUCAGGUUCUUCGAUAAGGCAGCCGUUAUUUCUGAUCUUCCCUUGGACAACAGCAGUUGUCAAAGUUCAUGGAGGAUUUGUACUGUAACUCAAGUUGAGGAAUUGAAAAUACUAAUCCGAUUGCUUCCAAUUUGGGCAACUGGAAUAUUAUUUGCUGCUGCAAUCUCACAAAUGCACACUACCUUCAUUCAGCAGGGAACCGUGAUGGACACCAAGAUUUGUUCACUUUCCAUUCCACCAGCUUCCUUGUAUUCCUUUGAAGUGAUAUGUGUGACACUUUGGGUUCUUCUUAUGAACAAAGUCAUUGUACCAGCGACCAGGACAUUCUUCACAAGUGGAGCGGAGCUAACGCAGUUGCAGAGGAUCGGGAUUGGUCGUUUCAUAAUGAUCUUUGCCAUGGCAAUGGCUGCUCUUUUAGAAGCAAAGAGGCUAGAGAGCGUCCAGCAUGGCAAGCUAUUAAGCAUCGUGUGGCAGCUGCCGCAGUACUUCGUCAUCGCUGGGGCCGAAUGCUUCGUCAUCAUUGCUCAGCUAGAGUUCUUCCAUGGCCAGGCGCCGGACUCCAUGAAGAGCAUGUUAACGGCGUUUGCGUUGCUCACCACUGCUCUCGGCAACUACUUGAGCUCAGCUAUCAUCACCCUUGUUGCGGGGUUGACUAGGGAAUGGCAGAGCCCUGGAUGGAUACCUGAUGACCUGAACCAAGGGCACCUUGACUACUUCUACUGGUGUCUUACAGCCAUCUCAUCUGUAAAUUUCAUUGUCUAUAUCUAUUUUGCUAGUAAAUACAGAUUAAAGAAAAUUGUUAUCGAUGGCUAAAAUCCCUUUGUAACCACACCAAUUGUAAGUGUAUAUAACAUUUUCUAUAUCCAGAAAUUGGCUCAAGGUAUGUCCAGAAUGCUGUGUGUAUUGAUAAUGCCGUGAUGGCACCUUCAGAAAGAUGAUUUAAUAAAGUUCUAAAUGCCACCAA